AUGGACGCAAAACCACAGCGACCAGUUCGCACCCUUCGCGGCCGGGUUGAUGAGAACGCGAUAGCUUUCAACCGCGCUGGAAAGACCAUUCAUCACCGCAACAAGUCUACGCCUGCAUUGUCAGCUCUAGCUAACAGUACCGCCAACAAGGAGCCCGUGAGACGUGCCGCUUUUGGAGAUGUCAGCAAUACCGUGAAUUCCCUUCGAUCAGCCAAGGAUGACUCCUCCCUUCCCUCCAAGGAUAGCAUCAAGAUCACUGAGAAGCCUCUUUGUCUUGCUCGCCCAGCUCAGCGGCCUAUUCACUCUAUUGGCGCCAAACCAACCGUGAAUAGCGUCAUUAACUCGGACGCCGGUACAAAGCCAGCCUCCGAAAAGUCACAGGCUAAAAAGGUUCAGACCAAACGUGCAAAUGCUGUCUUUAAAGAUCCAAUCCUUCAGCCGGUCGUCGAGGAGCCUGUAGCACCCAAGCAGCAACCUUCGCAACAACAGCAGGAAGACAAAGCACCGAAUGCACUCGAUUCAGUGAAUGAGACAUUGCCAAAGACUGCUGACUCAUCCAAAGAGAUUGAGAAAGCUCCCAAGGACGCGACAGAUGCUCCAAAGGCUGUCAGUACCGAGUCUGUUCCUGCUCAGGCCUCCAAGAUGACUACUACGACAAGCGUUACCAUUGAAGAAUCCGCGACUAAAGAAGCCGUGGUCAAGCCGGCCGUUGAAACUAGACCUCCCGUGUCCAAGCAGGACACAAAUGACGCCAACGAGGCGGCAAAGCCAAAGGGCACCAGGGUAUCUAACGAGAGUGUCAAAGCUCCAAGACCGUUGGCCAAACGGUCAAGUGAUGCCACCGCCUCGUUACGUAAAUACGACCAUUCACUGGCGCAUUCUGAACCAGAGGAGUACUGGGAAGAGGACGAGGAAGACAACUAUGAUGAAGAUGGCUAUGCGACUGCCCGGUCAUGCCGCUCCCGUGAUAAUACCACUUGCGGCGCAACCACGGUGCUGUUCCCCAAGAUGAGCCAGCAAGCCCGUCGCGAGCUCGCUCUUGCAAGCCAGAUUAUGGAAGCAUCCACCUCCCUCGAAGAGUAUGAAGAAGAAUGGCGGGAUACUACCAUGGUAUCCGAAUAUGGAGAAGAAAUCUUUCAGUACCUAAGGGAGCUCGAGAUAAAACUCUUGCCCAAUGCCCAUUACAUGGACAACCAAGCAGAGAUCCAGUGGUCCAUGCGUUCCGUCUUGAUGGACUGGCUGGUCCAGGUCCACCAUCGCUUCUCUCUCCUGCCCGAGACCCUCUUUCUCUGCGUCAACUACAUCGACCGCUUUUUGUCCUGCAAAAUUGUCUCUCUUGGCAAGCUCCAACUUGUCGGCGCUACUGCCAUUUUCAUUGCUGCCAAGUACGAAGAGAUUAACUGUCCUUCCGUCCAGGAGAUUGUCUACAUGGUGGAGAAUGGAUACACGGUCGAGGAGAUACUCAAGGCCGAACGGUUCAUGUUAAGUAUGCUUCAGUUUGAACUUGGAUGGCCUGGCCCAAUGAGUUUCCUUCGUCGAAUCAGCAAGGCCGAUGAUUACGACCUGGAAACACGCACGCUCGCAAAAUACUUCCUGGAACUCACAAUAAUGGACGAGCGAUUCGUUGGUACACCACCCAGUUUUACUGCUGCUGGAGCUCAUUGCCUAGCCAGGUUGAUGCUGAGAAAAGGGGAAUGGACUCCUGCUCAUGUCUACUAUUCGGGCUACACAUUCGGCCAGCUCUACCAGCUGAUUGGUCUUAUUCUUGAAUGCUGCGAAUUUCCACAGCAACACCACCUAGCCAUCUACGAGAAGUACGCCGACCGAAAAUUCAAACGCGCCUCAAUCUUCGUCGAGAACGAAAUGUUAAAUGGCUACCGCCUCCCUGAGGUCCAUGAAGGUUCUAGCCUUUGGUCCAUGCUAGAUCGCCGGGCUAGCUCCAAGCGGUUGUGA
Molecule: messenger RNA, 1953 nt
Organism: Microsporum canis CBS 113480
Lineage: Eukaryota; Fungi; Ascomycota; Eurotiomycetes; Onygenales; Arthrodermataceae
Product: G2/mitotic-specific cyclin-3
Exons: 4
Coding region: 1-1953 (650 amino acids)
Biological process (GO): regulation of cyclin-dependent protein serine/threonine kinase activity; mitotic cell cycle phase transition
Cellular component (GO): cyclin-dependent protein kinase holoenzyme complex; nucleus; centrosome
Molecular function (GO): cyclin-dependent protein serine/threonine kinase regulator activity
Source: RefSeq, a predicted model, not a curated record